AUGUCUGAGACUUUGCAUUCGAGCCCGCAGCACGUGCGCUUUGUGCCUUGGAUUCCUGGAUUUGUGAGCUGCCCCUGUCAUUCGGCAUGCCUGCAUUAUCGCGCUUUGCGCGUACGCAAUCCGCUGUGGUCGUUAAGCUGGCUGGCCUGGAGGAGCUCGGCUGUCAUCACAGAUUCGGCCGAAGAGUUGGAGGUGCAGGUCACGGAGGCCGCCAAGAAGCAAUGGAUGGAGCUGCCAUUGAUGGUAGCGUUCAACGUGACGAUUCCCGGCUCGGCGCUGAAGACGCGGACCUCUGGGGAGAAGAGUGGCGUCGGACGCAAACUCCUGAAGACAAAGUUCCCCCUGAUCAUAGCGCGUGCAAGCCGGGCACUGGACGUCCUGUCGCUCUUGCCGGAUAACUACGUGGCCCCUGUCCACAUCCCGCAACAGGACAGCUGGUUCAACGUGAAAGGGCGCGUGACGUGCACCUCUGGUGCGCCUUCCGCGGCAAAGGCGGGCUUACCUCGGCAAGUGGUGCGUCUUACGCACGGCGAGUUUGAGUUUGACGUCGAGUUCAUCGGCCAGGACGCAACAAAGGUGCCGCCGAUGGGAUCGAGCGUGGCAGUCUUUGCUCUGAAGAAUCGCGAGUGGGAGGGCGCUACAUCCAUCCAGACGUCACGGCUGUCUUUCUGGCUGGCUGUCCCUGAAGCAUCGGUGCCCAAGGCCGAGCCGGACACCCCGCCACGGAAGGUGUUGCGGCGAUCCUCCGUGGAAACAGUCAGCGUGGACUCACUCGUGCAAGGCAGCGACGCCGAGGUGGUGGGCGUGGUCGCAAGCGUCGCGCCAAUCACUGCCGCGGUAUUCGACCAGCGUAUCUUUCACGGGGACGGCAGAGGCGUCUUGCGAGUCACGCUCGAGGAUCAGACUGGCUCCCUGCCCAACGUAUCGCUAUGGAUAUCCGAAAUGGUUGCCUUGUCCUUGAAGUACGACCGGCUGGAGGCGCUGUGGUCGGAGUGCGAGGACGCUGCAGGACAGGAGGCUUUCCUGAAGGCCAUCAACGUGCUGGGCGAGCGACCGAUGAAGUGGCUUUUGCGGCGCAAGGUCUGGCAGCGCAGGGACGGCACGGAAGAGGUGCGGUACGUGGCUCUGCUGUCAUUCCCGGAGGUGUAG
Molecule: messenger RNA, 1149 nt
Organism: Symbiodinium natans
Lineage: Eukaryota; Dinophyceae; Suessiales; Symbiodiniaceae
Source: the annotation of a GenBank genome assembly